Vigna angularis (adzuki bean) is the source of this 2995-nucleotide messenger RNA. RefSeq names its product leucine-rich repeat extensin-like protein 4. NCBI's taxonomy places the organism in Eukaryota, Viridiplantae, Streptophyta, Magnoliopsida, Fabales, Fabaceae. The transcript has a single exon. Gene Ontology annotation, molecular function: protein binding. Bases 202 to 2508 code for a protein of 768 amino acids. The record is from RefSeq and is a predicted model, not a curated record.
GAGGGGAAAAUGGAACUGAAUAAUUAAAAGAAAAAUAAACAGGGAAGAGAGAAUCUGGUGUGGUUUGAGCUGUGGCAUAGCUGUCCCUUGAUGAAUUAUUUUUGAGACGUUAUCUGCUCAUAAAAAAGAGGCAGUGAGUUCAAAAAUCCCUGGGACAAACCCUUUUCUGGCACCCUCUUCCUCUCUUCUGCCUCAUGUGAGAUGAAGAAGAAACAAGGACACUCCUUUAAUCUCAGACUCCUCCUCGUUGGCUUCUUUCUGGCCACAUGUGCCAAUGCCUCCCCUCUCACGCCAACUCAAUCGCGCCAUCUUCUGUACUACAGAGACGAGUUUGGAGACAGAGGGGAGAAUGUCACCGUAGACCCUUCCCUUGCUUUCGAAAAUGACCGUCUCAGAAACGCUUACAUAGCUCUGCAAGCUUGGAAGCUGGCCAUUUUAUCUGAUCCCCGCAACCAGACAACCGACUGGGUAGGAUCCGACGUUUGUAGCUACACCGGUGUAUACUGUGCACAAGCGCUCGACAACCCCUCCGUCCGUACAGUCGCCGGCAUUGAUCUCAACCAUCAGGACAUUGCCGGCUAUUUACCGGAGGAGCUCGGUUUGCUCGUAGAUCUUGCACUCUUCCACAUCAACUCCAACAGAUUCUGCGGCACUGUGCCCCACACGUUCCGGAAGUUGGUACUCCUCUACGAGCUGGAUCUCAGUAACAACCGCUUUGCGGGGAGGUUCCCCGAGGUGGUUCUGCGCCUUCCUUCGCUCAAGUUCUUGGAUCUUAGGUUCAACGAAUUCGAAGGAGCUGUGCCCCGGGAAUUGUUCGACAAAGAUCUCGACGCCAUUUUCAUCAACGACAACCGUUUCGUCUUUGACCUUCCAGACAACUUCGGCAACUCCCCCGUCUCCGUCAUCGUCCUCGCCAACAACAGAUUCCACGGCUGCAUUCCCCACAGCCUCGGCAACAUGUCCAACCUCAACGAGAUCAUUCUCAUGAACAACGCAUUCCGAUCCUGCUUGCCCUCCGAGAUAGGCUUGUUGAAGAAUCUCACGGUGUUCGACGUCAGCUUUAACCAACUUCUCGGCCCCUUACCAAGCGCCGUUGGAAAUGCCGUCAGCUUGGAGCAGCUCAACGUGGCCCACAACUUACUCUCCGGUCAAAUUCCUCCCAGUAUAUGUAUGUUGCCUCACCUUCUCAACUUCACUUACUCCUUUAACUUCUUCACCGGCGAGCCUCCUGCCUGUCUCGCCUUGCCGGCGUUUGACGAUAGGAUCAACUGCUUGCCGGCGAGGCCCGUUCAGAGGCCUCCGGCGCAAUGUCAGGCUUUCUUGUCUAAGCCUGUGGACUGUAACUCCUUUAACUGCAAGCCAUUUGUUCCUUCACCACUUUCCCCCACAACACCUGCAACUCCUUCACCACCAUCUCCUGGGACACCUUCGCCUCCAUCACCUGGGACACCUUCACCAGUAACUCCUUCGCCUCCAUCACCAGGGACACCUUCACCACCAUCUUCUGGGACACCACCUGUAACUCCUUCGCCUCCAUCACCUGGGACACCUUCACCAGGAACUCCUUCGCCUCCAUCACCUGGGACACCUUCACCAGGAACUCCUUCGCCUCCAUCACCUGGGACACCUUUACCUGUAACUCCUUCGCCACCAUCUCCUGGGUCACCCUCACCCGUAACUCCUUCGCCUCCAUCACCUGGGACACCUUCACCCGUAAAUCCUUCGCCGUUACCUUCACCUACAACACCUUCGCCUCCUUCACCUGCCGCACCUUCCCCAUUACCUUCACCUACGACACCUUCACCACUACCUACACCUCCUUCGGAACCACCGGUGGUGGGACAUUCCCCUCCACCCCGGCCAGUGGCACCUUCUCCACUACCACCAAUUCACACUCCUCCUUCACCGGUGUAUUUGCCACCACCACAUUCUUCCCCUGCUCCACCUGGCUACUCUUCACAACCUCCUCCACCUUCGCAAUUGCCGCCUCCAUCAUACACUCCGCCUUCUCCAGUGACACCUUUUCCUACUCCAACGCCACCCAAUGGUGUCCACUCUCCACCGCCACCGGCUCCUACAUUCUCGACACCACCACCUUCACAUAAUUAUGGCUCAUCGCCACCUCCUACACCUCAUCACUCACCAUCGCCUCAUCCUUACCCUUAUUUAUCACCCCCACCACCUCCUUAUCCUGUUCGUGUCCCACCUCCACCACCACCUUGUACAGAACUUCUUCCACCCCCUCCGCAAUCAACACCUUCUCCCACACCUUACCUCCCACCACCAUCUCCAUCUCACCCACCUUAUCACCCGCCACCAUCCCCUUCUCCCUCUCCAACUCCACCGGUUCAAUACAGUUCGCCUCCCCCGCCGCCUCCUCCACCGGCAGUUUCUCCACCGCCACCUGUUGUAUACCAAAACCCACCACCUGCCCCUGUAUAUGAAGGGCCAUUGCCACCCAUAGUGGGACUCCCAUACGCAUCGCCUCCGCCUCCACCCUUUUAUUGAUUCUUUUGAGGACUUUUUCCCUCGUCGGGCAACAAGAGUCACGCUUUUUUUUAUUAUUGCGGCCGUUUCUUCUGUGUUGAUACCCUCGAAUGUCAUGCGACUCUCGUCGCUUAUGAAGGAAACUUCGCACGAGACAACCACAAGAUCUAGCGAAACAGCUUUUUGUUCUUUAUAUCAUCGACAAUAGAAACAGAGAAGAGGUUGCAGCAAAACGGGGUUUAUAAGAGGAGAAAUUAAUUCUCUUUCCUUAUUGACUUGAAUUAUUAUGAAUAUUGCAGUCGAGAAAUAAGAAUGGCAGAAAAAGAGUAGGUCGCAGAGCAAAUGUAUGUAUAGGGAUGAAUGGGAGAGCAUAAGUUAUGGCUGCAAAGGCAGUUGCAUUGCAGUUGCACUUUGUGCUGCGCUGAUGGUUACUAGUGUAUCGUUAUUGUCUCUAUUAUAUCACACUACUUUUAUUUAUUUAUUUAUAAAUUUUGUUUCUUUUGCUUGC